AAUUGUCACAGUUGUCAAAAUCAAAUGUGAUCCAAACAAACUCAAUUGCAAGCGGUAAAUGUACGGCAUUUCUCAUCGGAAAAUAUUGAUUCAAACGUUGAAAUGGAGAUCGAAGAUAGAGAUUUGGUCGGUGUUGAGUAUCCGGGACGUGUUGUAAAUCCCGACAAUAUGGUCAAAACAUUGGGCGGCCUCACAAACAUAUCAAAAGUUGUGUGCAACAUGGACAAGAAGCGAUUGGACUUGAAAUUUCGACCAGAUGAUGUGUUUGCAAAGCCAAUUUACGGUGAUCUGAAACCAGCUUCGGGGCUUCUGUUGAAAGUUGUUUAUCGGCGUCGAAGACAUGAUAUACCCGGACCCAGUACUGAAGAAGACGACAGCAAUGAUGAACCAAAAAUUGCUGUUCUCGGCGUUGUUCGGUCCAUGUUCAAAUUCGAUGGUUUAUGUGACUAUCAAUAUUUGCCGAUUGCAACGAAUCCGGAGACAAAAAAGACGGAAUUUAUUUACGAUGAAAUUAUGCCAAAUUGUCUGCUCUCACCCGAAUGGCUCACUGACGAAGCAAGUAAUCGUACCCCGUACUUCUUUCCACCAUCCUCAUUUACGCGUGUCGACACCGUGCAAGACAGUUUCUUCAAGAAGGAUCGUUCAAAGGGCAACAAAGAUCUGUCACCAUUCGAUUCGGCGGAAUCGACCAUCGUUGGCAUGUCACGAAAUCGACGCUUCAAACACGCUUGCUACAUCCCAUUCAGUCUGACCAAUCCAAUACCCGAGAAAGCACAGUUCCAAGCACUGAAAAUGCUCAAAUUCAAAUUCAUCACCAACGAACAGUUCAACAUGAUCAAAGAGUAUUUGGAUCGGCAGCCGAUUUGGUUGCGCAGCUCAUUGGCGUAUGAAACGAAAAUUCCACGACAAAAACUGAAAAUCAUUUUGCCAUCGCUGGCUUAUUACUUCACAACGGGACCAUGGCGUUUGAUGUGGGUACGAUUUGGUUAUGAUCCACGCAAAGACUUCACCAGCCGAUACUAUCAAACGCUCGACUAUCGAAUUCGGUCGAACACUCUGAAGGAAAAGAUUGCACGCAACAGAAAGACGAAAAGUGAUUUGGAAAACACGUAUCCAUACUUUGAAGUUGAUCGCCUGCCCGAAACUCGCCAAUCAUUCUACAGAUACUGUGAUGUGCAUGUGCCAAAGAUUCAAGAGAUGUUGGACAAAAUUCCGACCCCAUUAUCGGGAGCGAUAUGCAAUGAGAAAACGGGUUGGUUGCCACCGAAUUUCGAUGAUAAUUGCCGUGAAAUUCUCACCGAAACGAUAAACGAACUACUGGAAUCACAACCGGCCGAUUUUGAUCCAAACACAUUGGCUUCAACGUCACGAGCCGCCCUUCAAACGCAGAACAAUGCCGAACAAGCGGAACAUGAAUGGGAAUAUGGUGAGGACGAAGAGGGUUAUGACGAAGAGGAGCGUGAUCCAUCGUAUGCUGAUUAUGAAGAUGAAGAAUGAAAUGAUCGAAAAGGCAAAAUAAAAUAACGACGAAUUGAUGUCAACAGUACAACAAUGCCCAUGUGUUUCCAUUUUAUUUGAUUAUAUCUUGAUUGGUUGGUUACUCUCUUUGAGUCUCAGUUCAAAUGGCUGAGAAUUUAGGCGGUAGCACUUAUUUGUACAAAAUAUAAAUAAAACCCUUAAGAAAUAACAAUUGA
This is a messenger RNA of Sitodiplosis mosellana (orange wheat blossom midge), 1694 nucleotides long. It is a transcript of the gene l(2)37Cd, whose product is annotated as general transcription factor 3C polypeptide 5. The record is from RefSeq and is a predicted model, not a curated record. Gene Ontology annotation, biological process: transcription initiation at RNA polymerase III promoter. Lineage: Eukaryota; Metazoa; Arthropoda; Insecta; Diptera; Cecidomyiidae. The transcript is spliced from 7 exons. The coding region runs from base 103 to 1497 and encodes 464 amino acids. Gene Ontology annotation, cellular component: transcription factor TFIIIC complex.